AUGGCUGAUAGAAAACCAAAUAAAAAUGCGGUUGUAAAAAAUGUAGAUAUGACGGAAGAAAUGCAAAUCGAUGCCAUUGAUUGUGCUAACCAAGCUCUACAAAAAUACAAUGUCGAAAAAGAUAUUGCAGCACAUAUAAAAAAAGAGUUUGACAGAAAAUAUGACCCUACAUGGCAUUGUGUAGUCGGAAGGAAUUUUGGAUCAUAUGUUACACAUGAAACUAAGAAUUUUAUUUAUUUCUAUAUUGGACAAGUAGCUAUAUUAUUGUUUAAAUCCGGAUGA
Messenger RNA from Plasmodium vinckei vinckei, 282 nucleotides. Its product is annotated as dynein light chain 1, putative. The transcript has a single exon. The coding region runs from base 1 to 282 and encodes 93 amino acids. The record is from RefSeq and is a predicted model, not a curated record. Gene Ontology annotation, biological process: microtubule-based process. Gene Ontology annotation, cellular component: dynein complex. NCBI's taxonomy places the organism in Eukaryota, Apicomplexa, Aconoidasida, Haemosporida, Plasmodiidae. Gene Ontology annotation, molecular function: dynein light intermediate chain binding; dynein intermediate chain binding.